AUGCCUCCAAUUCAAAUCCAUAGCGCCAGCCCAAUCAACGCCUCUAAGGCUUCGGGGCCGACUCCGCAAACUGAACCGGCACAAGCUCAGGGCAUUCCUGCCAACGCUGCUGGAUUAUCGCAAAAUCCAGUUGGCGCGAAUGCAUCCUCAGCUACACACCAGCAACCAUAUCCGCCGGCACAACCUGGUGCCGCCCCAUCUCUGCCUGUUCAGACAACCUCUGCGCAAGCAUAUCCCGUCCCACGUCCAACUCCAACGACGGCGACGGAUGAUGUCAGCCAACCCCCGCCGCCGCAGCCAGGUGCUGCCCCUGUGCCUUCAGCAGGCAAGUCGACGCUGCCUCCACCCCCAAAAGCGGGCGAGACCUACCAACCUCCAGCCCCUACGCCCGCAACUCAGGCCACCGUUCCUUAUCCUCCACAGAUGACCAUCCCUCCCCCAACCAUGUCGUAUGCUGCUCAGCGAGGUUCUUCCACGUCCACCAACACUGCCUAUGGACCUCAGAUGACUGGACCGCAACCCAUUCCGUUAGGAGGCGAUCCUGCCUCUAGCCUUGAACACCCUCCAGGAUACCAGCAAGACGUUAGUGCGUCCGAAUUCAACAGCCAUCAGAGAGCUGCCCAUAAUGCUGCGGUAGCAUCGGCAGUGGAGAGAGGACCCCAAGCCCAGACAGACGAAGGUGUAUGGGACACGGCAAAGAAAUGGGCUGCGGCUGCCGGAGGCUCUCUUGUUGCAGCCGAGCAAGAGGUAUGGCGAAGAAUUAACAAAGACUAG
Messenger RNA from Colletotrichum truncatum, 774 nucleotides. RefSeq lists its product as uncharacterized. The record is from RefSeq and is a predicted model, not a curated record. Lineage: Eukaryota; Fungi; Ascomycota; Sordariomycetes; Glomerellales; Glomerellaceae.